AUGCGGCGGGACAAACCUACAGAGGGUGACGUGUUUCUUCACAACUUCGAGGAAUCGGAAACGGACGGAGAAGUGAUAAUACGAUACUCUUAUCUAUCUAUCUAUCUAUCUAUCUAUCUAUCUAUCUAUCUAAUCUCAUCUAUCUCAUCUCAUCUAUUUCAUCUAUCUACUCUGACUCAUCCGGCUGUCACAUCCAUCUAUCUAUCUAUCUAUCUAUCUAUCUAUCUAUCUAUCUAUCUAUGUCAUUUUUUCUCAUCUAAUCUAUCUCAUCUAUCUAAUCUGUCUCAUCUGUCUGUCUCAUCUAUCUAUCUAUCUAUCUAUCUAUCUAUCUAUCUAUCUCUAGUUUCUCUCUCUCUCUCUUUCUCUCUCUCUUUCUCUCUCUCUUUCUCUCACUUUGUAUCUCUCUGUCUGAAGAGUCUUUUUAGACGCCAUUUCUUUCGCUUCCUUAUAGCCCCUGCUGCGAAUGAGGUGAACCGAACCCGUUUGUUCAAAACGGAAGUUUUUAACAACUUCGAUUACAUAUGUCCCACCUCAGACGACGAGAGAGUCAGACCACCUCAGACGACAGAGAGAUCACCUCAGACCACCUCAGACCACGACAGAGAGCUCAGAUCACCUCAGACGACAGAGAGCUCAGACCACCUCAGACGACAGAGAGCUCAGAUCACCUCAGACGACAGAGAGCUCAGACCACCUCAGACGACAGAGAGCUCAGACCACCUCAGACGACAGAGAGCUCAGAUCACCUCAGACGACAGCAGUCACUCAGACAGGCAGUAA
This is a messenger RNA of Acanthosepion pharaonis, 780 nucleotides long. NCBI's taxonomy places the organism in Eukaryota, Metazoa, Mollusca, Cephalopoda, Sepiida, Sepiidae. The record is from the annotation of a GenBank genome assembly.